Messenger RNA from Gossypium raimondii (Peruvian cotton), 2252 nucleotides. RefSeq names its product serine hydroxymethyltransferase 7. Gene Ontology annotation, biological process: L-serine catabolic process; tetrahydrofolate interconversion; folic acid metabolic process. Lineage: Eukaryota; Viridiplantae; Streptophyta; Magnoliopsida; Malvales; Malvaceae. Gene Ontology annotation, molecular function: pyridoxal phosphate binding; cobalt ion binding; glycine hydroxymethyltransferase activity. The transcript is spliced from 4 exons. Gene Ontology annotation, cellular component: cytoplasm. The coding region runs from base 256 to 1986 and encodes 576 amino acids. The record is from RefSeq and is a predicted model, not a curated record.
CAAGGCUCAGAUACAUGAAUUGAAAAAAAAAGUUACUCCUUUUUCAAAUUUUUGCUCUGUUUUUGCUUCAAAGAAUCAGGCAAUGCUUCGUUAUUUCCGUUGUAAUUGCUUUAGGAAGUGCUGCCAUUGUUUUUGUUGCUUUUACGCUUACCCUUAAGGGCCGUAAGCUGUUAUUCCCCUACUCCCUCAAAGAGUUUCUCCCAAACACUUCAUUUUUCUAUUUUAAUUUCAAUAGUUGCCUUUUUUAGGGUUUGAAUGGAUUUAUCUCAGGCUCAAUCGGGUUUGCCUUUGGGUUUUGCUAAAAAUUCCAUUGCAGACGAUUCGAUUUCGCUUCAAAUCGAUACCAGCUUUCGCUGCUCGUCGAACCCGGUGCGGUCUGUUCCUUUACAGUUCUUCGAGGAAAAAGACGACGGUGCCCCUCGUUUGGAGAACGGCAAGCACGAAGACCACAACUACGAAGAUGAAGAAAUUAGGAUUCUAGGGCGAUCUAUGUGCGUGAAAAGACAAAGGGAUCCUAAACCUGUUUCGAACCCUUGUAAACUGUUAUGUUCCGAGCCAAGUUUUGACCAAAGACGAGCCGCUGUCCGGUCAUGGGGAAACCAACCGCUAGAAGAGGCGGAUCCAGAAUUGAAUGAAAUCAUGAAUAAGGAAAAACAAAGGCAGUUCUUGGGAAUUGAGCUUAUUGCUUCCGAAAACUUUGUGUGCCGAGCUGCGAUGGAAGCAUUGGGCAGCCAUUUAACGAACAAGUACUCCGAAGGGAUGCCUGGCGCCAGGUACUAUACGGGCAACCACUUUAUAGAUCAAAUUGAAACCCUAUGCCACGAGCGUGCAUUGACAGCUUUUAAUCUUGAUUCCGAGAAAUGGGGUGUUAACGUGCAGCCUUAUUCGUGUACUUCCGCUAAUUUCGCUGUUUAUACCGGACUUUUGUUGCCAGGCGAUAGGAUAAUGGGGUUGGAUCCGCCGUCUGGAGGGCAUAUGAGUCAUGGAUGGUAUAUGCCGGGUGGGAAGAAAGUAUCUGCUGCUUCUAUAUUUUUUGAGAGUUUUCCUUAUAAGUUGAAUCCUCAAACAGGGUAUAUCGAUUAUGAUAAGCUUGAGGAAAAGGCGCUUGAUUACCGGCCCAAGAUUCUUAUUUGUGGCGGGAGUUCCUAUCCUAGAGAGUGGGACUAUGCCAGGUUUAGGCAGAUUGCAGAUAGGUGUGGAGCGGUGUUGAUGUGUGAUAUGGCUCAAAUUAGUGGUCUUGUGGCAGCUAAGGAAUGUUCCAGUCCAUUUGACUACUGUGAUGUUGUUACUUCAACAACUCACAAAAGUCUACGUGGCCCAAGGGGAGGUAUAAUUUUUUAUAGGAGGGGUGCAAAAUCAAGAAAGCAAGGCAUGUGUCUCGGUAACAGUGGUGAUUGUAGUGGCCAGUAUGAUUUUGAGGAAAAGAUAAACUUUGCUGUUUUUCCAUCAUUACAAGGGGGGCCUCAUAAUAAUCAUAUUGCUGCUCUUGCCAUAACCUUGAAGCAAGUGGCAACACCAGAGUACAAAGCAUAUAUGCAACAGGUGAAGAAAAAUGCUCAGGCAUUAGCAUCUGCUCUGCUGAGAAGAAAAUGCAAGUUGGUUACUGGGGGCACUGACAACCAUUUGUUGCUUUGGGAUCUCACUACUCUAGGCUUGACAGGUAAAUGUUAUGAGAAAGUGUGUGAGAUGUGCCACAUCACCCUGAAUAAAACCGCUAUAUUUGGUGAAAAUGGUGCUAUUUCUCCUGGAGGAGUUAGAAUUGGUACGCCUGCUAUGACAUCAAGAGGUUGUUUAGAGUCUGAUUUUGAGACAAUGGCUGACUUUCUUUACAGAGCAGCUCAGAUUACAAGUGCUGUACAGAGAGAUCACGGAAAAUUGCAGAAAGAGUUUCUCAAGGGUCUUCAGAAUAACAAAGAUAUCAUUGAUCUUCGGAAUCGAGUUGAAGCAUUUGCUGCUCAGUUUGCAAUGCCGGGAUUCGAUGAUUGAACAGUUAUAAAAGAUGGCCUGCAUAUUACUUGACAUCAUUUUGUUAUAUCUCUAGCAAUACCCUCACUUUUUCCUGGUAAUUUAAGUAUAUUUUUGGCCGUCCAUGUUUUUCCCAUUCUACUCUUGUAAAUUAUAUAGCAUAGGUAUACACUUCUGGUUCUUUUUCCUCAAAAUCACUUUGCUGAAUCAGUUGUCUUCCACAUGUGUUGUUUGUAAAAAUUUAUAGUCAGUUCUUUCAAAACGGUAUUAAAAUAUUUUUGAUACAA